This is a messenger RNA of Physella acuta, 2239 nucleotides long. Its product is annotated as integumentary mucin C.1. The record is from RefSeq and is a predicted model, not a curated record. Lineage: Eukaryota; Metazoa; Mollusca; Gastropoda; Physidae.
CGUUUGUUGCAAUUUGAGAUACCACCCACAUGAGACCGUAGUCAGUGUGCGGGCUGGUUUCAAAGUUGGCAGUUGAGGUUGACGUGAUCGCACAUCUAAUAUCAAAGAAAAGGUCGGGUUUGAUGCAAUCUAAAAUGUCCUACAACGGUUUGAGAUUCCCUGUCGCUUCUAUUGUUACCUUCUUGUUGGCUUUAAGACUGAGCGACGUACAUGCUCAGUGUACAAUGGUGCAGUACGACGGCCAAGGAGUAGAAUCUACCGAAUACCCUGAGACAAUUUCGGACAUAGAAUAUGAUAAGGAUAAGUGCUUUAACUUCUGCUUGAUGACCAGUGACUGUGUGAUGGCCGGUUUCUAUGACGACGGCAUUUGUUACUACAGCUCUACUGCAAUAGCAAUGUACAGUGAUCCGAGCUUCUUAACGGCCAUCAAAGUGUGUCAAACUACUACUUCGACAACUACAACAACCACAACAACCACCCCAACUACAACAACCACAACAACCACCCCAACUACAACAACCACCCCAACUACAACAACCACCCCAACUACAACAACCACAACAACCACCCCAACUACAACAACCACAACAACCACCCCAACUACAACAACCACAACAACCACCCCAACUACAACCAACCCAACUACAACAACCGACCCAACUACAACAACCAACCCAACUACAACAACCAACCCAACUACAACAACCACAACAACCAACCCAACUACAACAACCACUAAAGCAGCAACUAUAGGAGCUGUACGGAAAUGUCGUAAACACUAAUGUAAAAAGUAUACGUGUGCUAUCAAUUGGAUGCCUUUAGGAUCGGUUUACAGCGGUAAAAUGUGUUCACCAAUAAUCCAUCAAAACAAACGGAUUAAGCCUUCUGCUUUUGUGGAAUACUGGGGAUGAGAAAUAAUUUUUAAGUUAUUUUAGUCUUUUAAAAAAAAAGUUUUAUUUAGCAUACAGAGUUUGUAUGACGUCAAAAGUGCUUUCACGGUCUGUUUUGGUCUAUUGAAAGGAAUGAUCUGUUGCUACUGUUAUUUGCAUAGAGAUUGAUGCUUUUUACUACACGCUAUUAUUUAACUUGCUUCGUCGUCUGUCUGUCGUGCUUUGGUCUGUCGUCCGUCAUGGUUCAAAACUGAUGAGCGAAACUUUGACAACUCCCACGUGUUAAAUUCUUCAUAACUUGGCACUUGAGUCUUGAUCCAAUGACAAUGUGAAAUCAAUUUGACUUACUUCAAUGCUUAAUUAAUGUUUAAAUAAUUAUUCAAAAUCUUCUAUGUACAGUACUAUUUUCCGAGCUAAUACACGCACACUGUGGUUAUUUGAUGUGCAAUUUUUUCUAGUAGUGAAAAUCUACUGUUUAAUUUUUUUUUAAGUAUUGAAAAAUAUUAAAUAAAACAAGUGUAUAAAUAACAUGUUUUUUAAAAAAAAAAUAAUAAUCCACUAAAAAAGCAUAAUAAACGAUUUAAUAACAAUCUGUUAUGUAAUAAUUCACUAAAAGGAGAAAAUAAACUACUGUUUAAAUUACUAAAAAGAAAAGCGCUUUUAUUUUUAUUUAUUUAAGUAGUAGUUAAUUAUUAUAUUUAAAGGAAAGAAUUUAUUUUCUCCUUUUUAGUGGAUUAUUACAUAAAAACUUGUUAAUAAAACGUUUUUUAUGCAUUUAUUGUUCAGUAAUUUAAAAAAAUUGUAUACGAUGAAGUUGAAGGAUUAAAAACUAUUUCUCACCAAAUGAACAUUAGAAAUGCGCUACAACAGUACGAUAAAUAGUACUUUAUAUGAGAAAUUUUAAAUAAGCCAUAAAAUAUAAUAAGCCAAGCAAUUAAGUCAAAUUUGAUGUUAAAUUGCAUUGUCAUUGGGUCUUGGCCUAAGUUUGAAACGAAUCGGUAUGUUAAAAGUGAUCGAAAUUCGCUCGGCAGUUUCGAUCUAUGACUACAUAACGACAGAAGUUAAAUAAAAGCUUAUAUAAGGUAGAAAAUAAAUGAUUUAUAAUAAUACACAUCGAUUUAAAUUGCAAAUAAAGAAAAGCGUCGAUCACUGAAGCUAUAUUAUCAAUUAAAUACCUGAAAUAAAAUUUCAAAAGUGAACUACUACUACGCUUUUCUUUUUAGUUCGUUAAAUAGUGUUGCAUUAUUAGAUAUUUAAAGAAAAUCAUUAAGUGCAUUUUUAUAUAAAAUCUUGUUAUUAAAACAUUUUUUAUUGAUUUUUUAAACUUUCAAAUUCAGUUGCAUUGUUUU